Solanum dulcamara is the source of this 792-nucleotide messenger RNA. RefSeq lists its product as uncharacterized. The record is from RefSeq and is a predicted model, not a curated record. The coding region runs from base 203 to 535 and encodes 110 amino acids. The transcript is spliced from 3 exons. NCBI's taxonomy places the organism in Eukaryota, Viridiplantae, Streptophyta, Magnoliopsida, Solanales, Solanaceae.
UUUUAAAAAGUUCAAUCAACUUUAGAGUAGAUAUUGCUUUGCAGUUUUCUUUAUUACAUGUGUUCAAAAUCCUCAAUGGAAUCAAAUUUGGCAAAAGAAUUUAUCCCUAUAAACAAUAUACGCAAAUUCGAUACUGAAUGGAUAAUAAAGGUCUUAGUCAUUGAAAGAGGAUUGAUAAUAAAAUAUACUAAUGCAAUAGGUGAUGAAUCAAUUGCAGUUGACUUUUGCGGACGAAGAGGAAACAAAGAUCCAGAUGGUAUUUUUCAAUGACCAUGAGAAGGAUUCUAACCGUAACUAUUUAUCUGUGAACAAGGAGAUGGAAAUAUCUUUUACCAAUUAUACUAUAGUAGACGAAUGCAAGAGCUAUUUUUCAAUGAUAAAUUUUUUCAAUAAUUUUCUAUUUUUGGAAGAUGCAACAAAAUCCCACAAUGGAACAUUAUUUGCAGAUGUAGUUUGCAUACUGAUUAAAGCAAAGGCACCAAUGGGAGAAGGAAAAACAAAGAGGAGACAAAUAAUCCUUCCAGGCGAAAGAUAAAUUAAAAUUGGUUAAAUUAUUUAAUAUUUAUCUUAUGUAACAUAGUAGAUAAAAUGUCAAUUUAAAACAAUUAAUUUUAAUUUUUAUUGUCAAAUUUAGAAUUGAUCGGAGAAUUGUGACUCUAUGGGGUGACCUAGCUGACAAAUACGGUGAAAUAUUACAAUAAUUAGGCAAUGAAAAAUCAGUUAUAGCAUUUUGUGAUGUCAAAGGAUCAACUUAUUAAAGUAAUAAUACAUAACAACUUUUUAUAUUCAUAA